AUGUCAUUCCGCAAGCGCAACAUCGGUGUCCAAAGAUCUCCGAUCGCAUCUACAUCAGCAGAUGGUCAAGUAGAGACACAUACCGCUCCCGCACCGACAGCCUCAGGCAUUCGGCCGUCGCCAUUGACUGGACAACCAACGACGUCAACAGGAGCUUACUCGCUGGACAGUUUGCUAGGUGGCCAUGCAGGGUUAGCGCUCGGCUCAUCGCUGCUUGUUGAAGAGAGUGGAACCACGGACUUUGCUGGCGCUCUGUUGCGAUACUAUGCUGCUGAAGGCAUCAUCCAAAGUCACACUGUGCAUCUUGUAGGUGCUGGCGAGCAAUGGAUCAAGGACCUGCCAGGCUUGGUAGGAGAUGCCGAAGCUGCAGAAGCUCAGAAGCAAGCAAAGAGCGACGAGAAGAAGAUGAAGAUUGCGUGGAGAUACGAAAGAUUGGGACAAGUGGACGCCGAUCGAGGCAGUAGAGUCGUCCCUCAACGUGGUCCCGCCCCUGUCCAGGUCUCUGAGCAACAAGAGGAACAACAAUCGCUGGCUUUCUGCCACACCUUUGACCUUGCAAAGCGUCUCGCAGUACCUGCUGAGGCUGAUAUCAAUCACAUCGCCAUAUCCCCUCAAUCACCGCUGUCUGCUAUCCUGCAGAACGUUGCCCAGCGACUAACUACCUCUAUGCCUCACACGAUACAUCGCCUAGUGAUACCCUCCCUCCUAUCGCCCGCCCUGUAUCCACCUUCGGCCGGUGCACCAGACAACUUGCUUCAAUUCCUGCAUUCGUUGCGCUCCUUGCUUCGACAAUAUCCCGGCCGUCUGACCGCCAUGAUCACACUUCCACUAGAGUUAUAUCAUCGCUCGUCCGCCCUUGUCCGAUGGGCCGAAACUCUUUCUGACGGUGUGCUCGAACUCACUCCUUUCCCACAUCUGAUGGACGCUGCGAACAGUUUGGCAGAGAGUGGUGGAGCAAGAGCAACAGACGAACAGCCACAAGGAAUGUUGAAACUACACAAACUGCCAGUGACUACCGAGCGUGGAGGAGGAGGUGCUGCCGCCGGUGUGGGCGAUGAUUUGGCCUUCACCGUCAGCAGACGACGAUUCGUGAUUAAGCCUUUCAGUCUGCCGCCAGCAGAAGGAGAUACCGAGGCCCAGCAAGGCAAUGCUGAAGGAGGUGCGCUAGGCAAGGCCACAAAGGUCGAUAUAGAGUUUUAG
Aureobasidium namibiae CBS 147.97 is the source of this 1200-nucleotide messenger RNA. Its product is annotated as PAXNEB-domain-containing protein. Bases 1 to 1200 code for a protein of 399 amino acids. Gene Ontology annotation, biological process: tRNA wobble uridine modification. Gene Ontology annotation, cellular component: cytoplasm; elongator holoenzyme complex; transcription elongation factor complex. The record is from RefSeq and is a predicted model, not a curated record. NCBI's taxonomy places the organism in Eukaryota, Fungi, Ascomycota, Dothideomycetes, Dothideales, Saccotheciaceae. The transcript is spliced from 2 exons.